AUGUGUGGGAUCUUCGCGUACCUGAACUAUAACUGCCCGAAGAGCCAGAAAGAAAUCGUCGAGAAGCUCCUCACCGGAUUGCGACGUUUGGAGUACCGCGGGUACGACUCCGCGGGGUUGGCGAUCGAGGACGGACGCGACGCGACGGAGACGACGAGCGUGGUGUUUCGAGCGACGGGGAAGAUUGCGAAUUUGGAGGCGCUGUUGACGGCGAGCGAAGGGGAAUUACACGGGGGGACGCACUUUGAGACGCACUGCGGCAUCGCGCACACGCGAUGGGCGACGCACGGACCGCCGGCGUCGAAGAAUUCGCACCCGCACUCGAGCGGUGCGGAUAAUGAUUUUUUGGUCGUGCACAACGGGAUCAUCACGAAUCAUCAGGCGCUGAGGGAGACGUUGAUUCGAAAGGGGUACGUGUUCGAGAGCGAUACGGAUACGGAGGUGAUUCCAAAGUUGACAAAGUAUCUGUACGAUAAAUUUUCAGAAAAGUGCACGUUCAGGCAGUUGGUGAUGGAGGUUUUGAGGCAGUUGCAGGGGGCGUACGCGCUGGCGUUUAAGUCGAAGCAUUAUCCCGGGGAGUUGGUGGCGGCGAAGAGAGGGUCGCCGCUCUUGCUCGGUAUCGUGGAGGGUCCGCACCCGGGGGAGCAGCACGCGCUCGUCACGAGCGAGGGGUUCGCGCCGAACUCGAAGCGGACGAAGAGGAUGUCCAUGGAGUUUUAUUUCGCAUCCGACGCUUCGGCGAUGGUUGAGCACACCAAGCGCGUGUUACACCUCGAGGACGAUGACGUCGCGCACAUUCAAAACGGCGCGUACGGGAUUUAUCGCAUGGAGAGAGUGCAUCACGAAGACGGCGUCGAGUCGCCGAGCCUGGCGUACGCACCGACUGUGAACUCCGCGGAGGUCGAGCGCACGGUGGAGACGCUCACCAUGGAGGUGGAACAGAUCAUGAAGGGGAACUACGACCACUUUAUGAAGAAGGAAAUUCACGAGCAGCCAGACGCGAUGACGCAAACCAUGCGCGGGCGCGUCGUGUUCGAGCCAGACGGCAAGACGGUUCAGCGCGUGUUCAUCGGCGGUAUGGUGGAUUAUUUGAGCACGAUUCGUCGCUCUAGGCGAAUCAUCUUGUGCGGUUGCGGGACGAGCUAUCACAGCGCGAUCGCCAUUCGAUCUCUCAUGGAGGAGCUCACCGAGCUGCCCGUCACGCUCGAGCUCGCUUCAGACGUCCUCGAUCGACAGUGUCCAUUCUUCCGCGACGAUUCCAUCAUUUUCAUCUCGCAGAGCGGAGAGACCGCGGAUACGCUGCGAGCGUUGGAGUACGCCAAGUCCAAGGGCGCGCUGUGCAUCGGUAUCGUCAAUGUCGUCGGCUCUGCAAUUUCUCGCGCGACAGAUUGCGGGAUCCACAUUAACGCGGGCGCCGAAAUUGGCGUCGCUUCCACCAAGGCGUACACGUGUCAAAUCACCGCCAUGGUCCUCCUCACCUUGGCGCUGAGCGAAGACUCUCGCUCUUUGCACGAUCGUCGCAUGGAGAUCAUGCGCGGUCUCGCCGACCUCCCGGACAAUAUGCGUCGCGCGCUGGAGCUCGAUCAGCAAAUGCUCUCGCUCGCAAAGACACUCGUGAACGAGAACUCUCUCUUACUCUUCGGCCGCGGAUUCAACUACGCCACCGCCCUUGAAGGUGCGCUCAAGGUGAAAGAAGUCGCCCUGCUCCACUCCGAGGGGAUCUUAGCCGGCGAGAUGAAGCACGGUCCGCUCGCGUUGGUCGACGACACCCUGCCGCUCGUCGUCAUUGCCACGCGAGACUCGUCCUACGUCAAGCAAAAGUCCGUCAUCGAACAGCUCAGAGCUCGUGAUGCGCGAUGUAUUCUCAUCGUUGGCGAGAACGAUGACUCGCUCGAUCAAUACGCGUGCGGGAAGGACAUGAUCAUCCGUGUCCCCGAGGUCGCCGACUGCCUCCAACCCCUCAUCAACAUCGUUCCUCUGCAGCUCCUGAGCUACCACCUCACCGUCUUACGCGGGCACAACGUGGACCAACCGAGAAACCUCGCGAAAUCCGUCACCGUGGAGUAA
Ostreococcus tauri is the source of this 2067-nucleotide messenger RNA. RefSeq names its product Glucosamine-fructose-6-phosphate aminotransferase, isomerising. The record is from RefSeq and is a predicted model, not a curated record. Gene Ontology annotation, biological process: UDP-N-acetylglucosamine metabolic process; fructose 6-phosphate metabolic process; protein N-linked glycosylation. Gene Ontology annotation, molecular function: carbohydrate derivative binding; L-glutamine:D-fructose-6-phosphate transaminase (isomerizing) activity. The transcript has a single exon. The coding region runs from base 1 to 2067 and encodes 688 amino acids. Lineage: Eukaryota; Viridiplantae; Chlorophyta; Mamiellophyceae; Mamiellales; Bathycoccaceae.